AUGCCGGGGUUGGUGGAAGCUAUCAAGCUACGCCAGGAAUGUUCGGAUCGCUUACUAAUGAUCUCAUUUGAUGAUGUAUCAGUGUAUCUAUCGUUGCUCGAAGCAAUAUGUACGCGUCUUCGGCCUUUCGGCCCAUCUGUUCUAGUUUAUCUCGCAGCUGCCGUCUCCGACUUUUAUCUUUCCGAGGAUAAUUUGCCGGAACAUAAAAUCCAGUCAUGUCGCGGAGGACUCCAACUAACUCUCAGCGUUGUUCCAAAACUGCUGAAGAAGCUGGUCAAGGACAUUGUACCCGAAGCUUUCGUCGUCUCUUUUAAGCUUGAGACUGAUGAAUCAAUGCUGAUUGUGAAGUCACGUCAAGCGCUGGAGACAUACGGACAUCAGGUGAGUUACGAGUUAAUAAUUAGGAAUAAACAACGGCGCAUACCGUCCAGUGGACGUUUUCCUGUUGAGAACAUUCGUUGUUCAAUACAUUAG
This is a messenger RNA of Gongylonema pulchrum, 474 nucleotides long. NCBI's taxonomy places the organism in Eukaryota, Metazoa, Nematoda, Chromadorea, Rhabditida, Gongylonematidae. The record is from the annotation of a GenBank genome assembly.